Messenger RNA from Tinamus guttatus (white-throated tinamou), 3805 nucleotides. Lineage: Eukaryota; Metazoa; Chordata; Aves; Tinamiformes; Tinamidae. The record is from RefSeq and is a predicted model, not a curated record.
AUAUUGGAUAGCUCCCAUGAUGGAUGACGGGAAGCCCGUUUGGGCUCCACACCCAACUGAUGGAUUUCAGAUGGGAAUGAUUGUGGACAUUGGCACUGACAACUUAACGAUCGAACCUUUGAAUCAAAAAGGCAAGACUUUCCAAGCUGCUGUCAGUCAAGUGUUUCCUGCAGAAGAGGACAGUAAAAAGGAUGUGGAAGAUAACUGUUCCCUUAUGUAUUUAAAUGAAGCCACUCUCCUUCACAAUAUCAAAGUUCGGUACAGUAAAGACAGAAUAUAUACCUAUGUAGCCAACAUUCUUAUUGCAGUGAAUCCAUAUUUUGAUAUACCUAAGUUUUAUUCCUCAGAAACCAUUAAAAAAUAUCAAGGUAGAUCACUUGGGACAUUACCACCACAUGUUUUUGCAAUUGCUGAUAAAGCAUUUCGUGAUAUGAAAGUACUCAAGAUGAGCCAGUCCAUCAUAGUUUCUGGGGAAUCAGGAGCUGGAAAGACAGAAAACACUAAAUUUGUUUUGAGGUAUUUGACAGAAUCCUACGGUACUGGCCAAGAUAUUGAUGAUAGAAUUGUAGAAGCAAAUCCUCUAUUAGAAGCCUUUGGAAAUGCAAAGACUGUUCGCAACAACAAUAGUAGCCGUUUUGGGAAAUUUGUAGAAAUUCACUUCAAUGAGAAGAAUUCGGUGGUUGGUGGAUUUGUAUCACAUUACCUUCUGGAGAAAUCUAGGAUCUGUGUGCAAGGCAAAGAAGAGAGGAAUUAUCAUAUCUUUUACAGGCUUUGUGCUGGUGCUCCAGAAGACAUUAGGCAAAAGCUAUUUUUAAGCUCUCCUGACAACUUUAGGUACUUAAACAGGAAGAGUAUUGCAUUGUCUAGCUUGUACCUUAAAGCAGGUUCCUUGAAGGAUCCUCUCUUAGAUGAUCAUGGAGACUUCAACAGAAUGUGCACAGCAAUGAGAAAGAUUGGACUGGAUGAUGCAGAAAAGCUUGACCUUUUCAGAGUAGUGGCUGGUGUCCUUCACCUUGGAAAUAUUGAUUUUGAGGAAGCUGGGAGCACUUCAGGCGGCUGCACGCUCAAGAACCGCAGCGGGCAGGCGCUGGAGUGCUGCGCGGCGCUGCUGGGCCUCGACGAGGACGACCUGCGCGGCAGCCUCACCACGCGCGUCAUGCUCACCACGGCAGGGGGCGCCAAAGGAACGGUCAUCAAGGUACCCUUGAAAGUGGAACAAGCAAACAAUGCUCGUGAUGCCUUGGCUAAAACGGUGUAUAGUCACCUCUUUGACCAUGUAGUGAACAGGGUAAACCAGUGUUUUCCAUUUGAGACUUCUUCUUUCUUCAUUGGAGUUUUAGAUAUAGCUGGUUUUGAAUACUUUGAACACAACAGUUUUGAACAAUUCUGUAUUAACUACUGUAAUGAAAAACUGCAGCAGUUUUUUAAUGAAAGGAUUCUGAAAGAGGAACAAGAACUUUACCAAAAAGAAGGCCUGGGGGUUAAUGAAGUGCACUAUGUAGAUAAUCAGGAUUGUAUAGAUUUGAUUGAAGCCAAGUUAAUAGGUGUGUUAGAUAUUUUGGAUGAAGAAAAUCGUCUUCCCCAACCAAGUGACCAGCAUUUUACUUCAGUUGUGCACCAAAAGCACAAGGACCAUUUCAGACUCUCUAUUCCAAGAAAGUCUAAAUUGGCUGUUCACAGAAACAUCAGAGAUGAUGAAGGCUUUAUUAUACGGCAUUUCGCAGGAGCCGUAUGCUACGAGACGACGCAGUUUGUGGAGAAAAAUAAUGAUGCUUUGCACAUGUCCCUUGAAUCUCUUAUAUGUGAGUCCAAGGACAAGUUCGUUCGACAGCUGUUUGAAUCUAACACCAACAACAACAAGGAUCCCAAGCAGAAAGCAGGGAAACUUAAUUUCAUCAGUGUGGGAAACAAAUUCAAGACUCAGUUAAAUUUGCUUCUUGAGAAGCUUCACAGCACUGGGUCAAGCUUUAUUCGCUGCAUCAAACCCAAUUUAAAGAUGACAAGUCACCACUUUGAAGGAGGACAGAUCCUUUCUCAGCUUCAGUGUUCAGGAAUGGUAUCUGUUUUGGACUUAAUGCAAGGUGGUUUCCCUUCACGAGCUUCAUUUCAUGAACUAUAUAAUAUGUACAAAAAAUACUUGCCUGAAAAAUUAGCUCGAUUGGAUCCUAGACUGUUCUGCAAGGCACUAUUUAAAGCCUUAGGAUUGAAUGAAAAUGAUUACAAAUUUGGGUUAACCAAGGUGUUUUUUAGACCUGGCAAGUUUGCAGAGUUUGAUCAAAUAAUGAAGUCAGAUCCGGAUCAUUUAGCAGAGCUAGUUAAACGAGUCAAUCACUGGCUUAUCUGCAGUCGCUGGAAAAAAGUUCAGUGGUGUUCUCUCUCAGUGAUAAAAUUGAAAAACAAGAUAAAAUAUCGAGCUGGUGCCUGCAUUAAAAUACAAAAGACUAUUCGAAUGUGGCUUUGCAAGAGAAAGCACAAGCCACGCAUUGAUGGUUUGGUAAAGGUGCGUACACUGAAAAAGAGACUUGAUAAGUUUAAUGAAGUAGUAAAUGCUCUGAAGGAGGGGAAGGCAGAGACAAGCAAGCAGGUCAAGGAGCUGGAAUAUUCCAUUGAUGCUUCAAUGACCAAAAUUAAGACCACUAUAAUGACAAGAGAACAGAUACAGAAAGAAUAUGAUGCUCUAGUUAGAAGCUCUGAGCAGCUUCUGAGUGCACUGCAGAAAAAGAAACAGCAAGAGGAAGAAGCAGAGAGACUGCGACGCAUUCAGGAGGAAAUGGAAAAAGAAAGGAGGAGGCGUGAAGAGGAGGAGCAACGCCGAAGAAAGGAAGAGGAGGAAAGGCGUUUGAAAUCUGAGAUUGAAGCAAAGAGAAAACAGGAAGAAGAAGAGAGGAAAAAGAGGGAAGAGGAAGAAAAACGUAUGCAGGCUGAAAUUGAGGCUCAGCUUGCCAAAGAACGUGAAGAGGAAACGCAGCACCAGGCGGUUCUCGAACAGGAGCGUCGGGAUCGUGAACUUGCGAUGCGAAUUGCCCAGAGUGAGGCGGAACUCAUAAGUGAUGAGGCACAGCUUGAUUUAGGAUUGCGCAGAGCCAAUGGAACAAAGCCGCAAAUGACUGCGGAACAAAUGGCCACAGAAAUGUCAGAAAUAUUGUCUAGGGGUCCUUUAGUUCAAGCCACAAAAGCUGCUGCUGGUACUAAGAAGCAUGAUCUCAGUAAGUGGAAAUAUGCAGAGCUACGUGAUACAAUCAAUACAUCCUGUGACAUUGAACUGUUGGCAGCUUGCAGAGAAGAGUUUCACAGGCGGUUGAAGGUAUAUCAUGCUUGGAAAUCCAAGAACAAGAAACGCAAUGCGGAAACGGAACAGCGUGCCCCCAAAUCAGUCACAGAAUAUGCUCAGCAGAACCCAGCAGCCCAGCUACCAGCGAGGCAACAGGAGAUUGAACUUAACAGGCAGCAGCGGUACUUCCGUAUCCCUUUCAUCCGUCCCAUGGACCAGUACAAGGACCCCCAGAACAAGAAGAAGGGCUGGUGGUACGCGCACUUCGACGGGCCCUGGAUCGCCCGCCAAAUGGAGCUGCAUCCUGACAAGGCACCCAUUCUCCUUGUAGCUGGUAAGGAUGAUAUAGAGAUGUGUGAGCUUAACCUUGAAGAGACUGGCCUAACUCGAAAGCGAGGGGCUGAGAUUUUGCCGAGACAGUUUGAAGAGAUCUGGGAGCGCUGCGGAGGAAUCCAGUACCUUCAGAAGGCCAUCGAGAGCAGACAGGCUCGGCCCACGUACGCCACGGCCAUGCUGCAGAACCUCCUGAAAUAG